UGACAAAUGAAGGUUACUGCUUAGUAACUCACUUCACCCGGUUGUCUAGGUCCGCAGACACUCGUCCCUGCGUGGACUGAGGUUGACAACACUGACGUAACCCCGGCAAAUCAUUGAUUGUUUUUCUGCGACUUUCUCGAGCAGCUUUCUUGGAAGAAGGAAAAGCGCUACAGCCGCUCACUCACUGUCAAGUCAGAGGGGCUAUUGGCUAAUCUCCAACAUUCAAACUGUCAAUCAAGAUGAAAGGGCUAUAUAAAGCCAGAGUCCCCGUAGUUAGACAGUGUUGGGAUAUGGGAUAGAACAGUCUGAGCAUAUAGGCAGUUGUAGACACGAGAUCCAGUCGUUCUGUUGGUUGACGCACGCACUGUUUUGGCAUUGGCGCUCCAUGUCAGCUAUUAUCACUGCAUUUUCGUACUGUUCCUAUUAUGACGAAGACGUAUGUGUCUCGUACUUCUGAUAUUAAAACUGGAUUGAUAAGAAUUUUGUCGUAGAGGGGUAGUGGUAUGGAGAACACUUAGACAUCCAUCUGGCAUGAGCCACGCACUUUGGGAAGGUGUGGAUUGUCUAUGUGGCUACUCUAAUUCUAUUCUCAGCAAAAGGCAUCUUUAUACCUAACAAAGUCGUAAUGGAUUUAAAAAAUGUCGGAAACGCGGUGCUUUUCACGUUCCACAUCAUCUUCUGCAUAUUGAAAGCAUGCUUUGGGUUGUUGCUCCCGAGCAGACGGAAAGACCUUCGCGGAGAGGUGGUAUUGAUCACCGGCGGUGGACGGGGCAUCGGUCGGCAUUUGGGGAAAGAGUUUGCAAAACAUGGAGCAAAAAAGUUGAUCCUGUGGGGCCGCACUGAGAGGUGUCUGAUGGAGACCUGCGAGGAGAUCUCUCUCACCACCGGAGCCGAGUGCCAUUACUUCCUGUGUGACGUGGCCAAUCGGGAGGAGGUGUACAAGCAGGCCAAGGUGGUCCGAGAGAAGGUGGGCGACGUCACCAUUCUAGUGAAUAACGCUGCAGUGGUUCAUGGGAAGAGUCUGAUGGCCAGUGACGAUGAUGCUCUGAUGAAGACUCAACACAUCAACACGCUGGGCCAGUUCUGGACCACCAAAGCCUUCCUACCCCGCAUGCUAGAGCUUUGCCAUGGCCAUGUGGUGUGUAUCAACUCCAUCCUGUCCCUGUCCUCCAUCCCGGGGGCCAUAGAUUAUUGCACCUCCAAGGCCUCGUCCCUGGCAUUCAUGGAGAGCCUCACCCUGGGCCUGCUGGACUGCCCUGGGGUGGGCUGCACCACCGUGCUCCCCUUCCACACCAACACUGACAUGUUCCAGGGCAUGAGAGUCAGGUUCCCUCAGCUCUUCCCCCCGCUAAAUCCUGAGCUGGUGGCCCAGCGGACGGUGGCCGCAGUCCGGACCAACACUCCGUUCAUCUACUUACCUUGGACCAUGCAUGCUCUCGUUAUUCUCAAGAGCUUCCUGCCCCAGGCAGCUCUGGAGGAGAUCCAGCGUUUCUCAGGGUGCUACACCUGCAUGGACACCUUCAAGGGACGUACAUAAAGAACGGAGAGGCUACACACGAGUAGUGAGCAUCAGAAGCAUGAACAUUGUGGCUUGGCACUAAGAACCGCACAACAGCUUCCUAUCAAAUGAGUGGAAGUAUCUCCAAGACAACAGAGGCCUUAGGAACUAUGGGUACUUGGGGUCACAGUGCCCUGAUGGUGCAAGAAGAGACUUGCUGUGGUGUUUGGGUUGGCAGAUUGGGUGGCCCCAAACUGAUUUCUAUGCUGCUUGGAGUUGGUUGGUGUUUCCUCCAAAGCCUUUCAGUUUGGGAUCAUGGACUAAGCACCAGAUGGACUGGUAUUCAGAACUGAUCAAGCCUUACCACUGUGGUAAACUUCGCAUCUGUCUUACUAAUGAUACCAUUACUAAUUUGAAAAUGCACAGAGAUUAGGUUGAAUGGAUUGUACUCAGUAUGUUAAUAAAUGAGUAACUUCUGGUAGUUGCAUUUCAUUUGCGACUUCUUGGAGUUUUUGUGUUUAAA
Molecule: messenger RNA, 2021 nt
Organism: Oncorhynchus masou masou (cherry salmon)
Lineage: Eukaryota; Metazoa; Chordata; Actinopteri; Salmoniformes; Salmonidae
Product: short-chain dehydrogenase/reductase 3-like
Exons: 6
Coding region: 626-1537 (303 amino acids)
Biological process (GO): retinoid metabolic process; regulation of retinoic acid receptor signaling pathway
Cellular component (GO): lipid droplet
Molecular function (GO): all-trans-retinol dehydrogenase (NAD+) activity
Source: RefSeq, a predicted model, not a curated record